AUGGCUGAGGCACAGGUAGUCGACUACACGCUCGCGAACCCGGACACCUUGACCAAGUACAAGGUCGCCGCCGACAUCUCCCAGAAGGUCCUCAAGGAAGUCUCCGGAUGGAUCUCUGAGGGCGCCAGCAUCGUCGAGCUCUGCGAGCGCGGUGACAAGCUCCUCGAGGAGGAGGUUGGCAAGGUCUACAGGGGAAAAAAGAUUCCCAAGGGCGUUGGCCACUGCACCACCAUCUCACCCAGCUCUUACGUUACACCGUACACUCCCCUCAAGUCCGAUGCUGAGGAGUCUGGCGCCACACUGAAGGCCGGCGAGGUCGUCAAGAUCCAGCUUGGUGCCCAGAUUGAUGGCUUCGCCGCCAUUGUUUGCGACAACGUUGUCGUUGGCGCAUCCGGCGAGAUCACCGGAGCGGAGGCGGAUCUUUUGUUGGGUACAUACUACGCAAACGAGCUUCUCCUGAGACUGAUGGUCCCUCCCGGUCUUGUCGCACACGGCGACGAGGAGGAGCAGAAGAAGAACGCCGCUCGCAAGCCUUACACACAGGGCCAGAUGACCCAGAUGCUCGAGAAGGUCGCCAAGGCAUACGGCUGCAACGUCGUCGAGAGCACUACCAUCUGGCAGUUCGAGCACAACGAGAUCGAGUCUAAGAAGAAGAUCAUCCUCUCCCCUGGCGAGGGUGUCCGUGGUGAGGGCCUUCCUGAGGUCGGCGAGGUCUGGGGUGUUGAGGUUGGUCUUUCGCUCGGAAGCGGAAAGAUCAAGAACAAUGGCCAAAGGACCACUCUCCACCGCCGCACAGCCAACACUUUCGGCCUCAAGCGCCCUACCUCAAGACAGCUACUGUCUGAGGUUGUCAAGAGGUUCGGUACUUUCCCCUUCUCUCUGCGCCAGAUCGAGGACGAGAAGGUCGCCAAGGUCGGUGUCGUAGAGUGCGUUCGUGGUGGUGUCCUCCGCCAGUAUGAGGUUGUUGUCGAGAAGGACAGCAAGCCCGUUGCUAGGCUGUUCUCCACCGUCGCCGUUACCAAGAAUGGUCUCCAGCGUCUGGCCCAGCCCCCUGCCUUGGACCUCGAGAAGGUCAAGUCCGACAAGAAGAUCGAGGAUGAAGAGAUUCUCAAGAUUCUUGAGCAGCCCAUUGGCAAAACCUCCAUCAAGAAGAACAAGAAGAAGAAGAAGAAGCCCGCCAAGAAGGCUGCUGCCGGCGAGACGGCUGCUGCUGAGGAGGAGAGCGACGACGAGUAA
Messenger RNA from Ascochyta rabiei, 1236 nucleotides. RefSeq names its product Methionyl aminopeptidase. NCBI's taxonomy places the organism in Eukaryota, Fungi, Ascomycota, Dothideomycetes, Pleosporales, Didymellaceae. The transcript has 3 exons. Bases 1 to 1236 code for a protein of 411 amino acids. The record is from RefSeq and is a predicted model, not a curated record.